ACUCUGGGCAAGAAGCUUUCAGUCCGAAUUAAGCGUCUGAAGAAAAAAGGCAGACGAGAGAAGAGAGAAAGAAAGAAAGAAAGAAUGGCCCCGCCGGCCGAGCGGACUUGAUCGAAGGUCCACCCAUCCUCCAAUGUCUUUAUGGUGCGGGAUUGUAUUUGUGGUCACCGCUAGCUUCUCGCUCAACGUGCUGUAUCACGACCUGUUCCCCAAUGGGCCGCGGAGCAACUCGAUGCCCAAGUGUUUGCUGGGCUCCAUCCACCAGCCCGUUAGAAACGGAGCCGUGUCCAGGGAUGUCAGUCUAGAGAUCGCCAGUCCUCCUCCGUUCACCCUCCACCGCCCGUUCACCGCGCUGUUGCCCGCUAAACAAGCCCUAGAAGUCCACGUGGAAGUAAAGCAAGAAGAACCCAGAACGGAACCAGAUCUGGAGCAAUGCAUGGAGACUGCCUUGGCCGUCAUGGAGACCGGAUUAACCAUCAUAGAAACAAGACUGUCAGUUGUGCAAACCAUUAAAAUAAUUCGAUUUUGGAUUAUUGAAGAGAUUGAAGACGAGGAUGUCAGUGAAGUCACCAGUCUGGGGGAACCUGAAGACAUGGCUGCAAUAGAUGAAUCUGCUCCAACAGAGACAGAGUUCCACACAGCCCAGCCCAAGUUUCCUUUCUACCAGGAACAUGAUGUGCUUAUCGUACUGGUGGCUCAUUUAACACUCGUCAUUGCCGUUCUACUGUUAGGCGGCAGGUGCUUGCAUGUACAAAAGGGUGUCACAUUCAGUGACGUUGACGUGGAUGAGCUGAUUGUCACUGUUGGUUUAGUCAGCUGCAUCACUGUUGCACUGUUUGCACUGUUGGGGGCCACCAUAAUUUUAUUCAUUCGUAUAUUGCUAACAAAGUUCCCGUAA
Molecule: messenger RNA, 898 nt
Organism: Leucoraja erinaceus (little skate)
Lineage: Eukaryota; Metazoa; Chordata; Chondrichthyes; Rajiformes; Rajidae
Exons: 4
Coding region: 134-898 (254 amino acids)
Source: RefSeq, a predicted model, not a curated record